Molecule: messenger RNA, 1854 nt
Organism: Knipowitschia caucasica
Lineage: Eukaryota; Metazoa; Chordata; Actinopteri; Gobiiformes; Gobiidae
Source: the annotation of a GenBank genome assembly
AUGAGUUCUGUCGAUGAUUUUAUCCAUGAUGAAAGCGUUACCAACCAGUGUGUGGACAUGGAAAUGACUCUCAAUGACCAACUCAAUGAGAAGGUUCGAAAGCUAAGUGACUGUGAGCCACAGACGAUGGGUGUCUAUCUCCGGAUCAGGCCUUUCUCUAAAGAGGAGCUCAGCAAUUGGGAAGACCAGGAGUGUGUAGUGAUUGAAGAUGAACAGACUGUGACCCUCAAUGCACCAAAGGGCUCUGCCACCAUGAAGAGCAGUGAGAAGGGGAUUGGCCUGUCCAUCCACAAGUUUUCAUUCACUCAACACAUCAGCGGUCACCAGUACGAAGCCAUGGAUGUGAAACCUUAUUUACGGAAUGAUGCGCAGUUUCUUACUUCAGAGCAAGUCAAGCAGGAGAAGGGCAUUAAGGCUUCUGUUUUUGCUUCUUGUAAAGAGGACACGGACUGUUCAAGAGGCAGCGACGGAAGCAGAGACUCUUGCUGUUCCACACUUGAAACAGUGGUAGCAGAAGCCUCGGGGAACAUCGAUGGUCAGUUCGCCUUAUGGGUCGCAUUCUUUGAAAUCUACAAUGAGUCUGUGUUCGACUUACUCCAGCCUUCUCUCUGCUGUAAGUCCAAGAGGAGGGCUGUUCUCAGAGUGUUUUCUCUGUGUGACCUGGCCGGCUCUGAGAGGUGCAACAAGACAAAGACUUUUGGGGAAAGACUCAAAGAAGCUGCGAACAUCAACAACUCUCUGCUCAUCCUGGGGAAAUGCAUCACAGCUCUGCGCAACAAUCAGAGUGACCGAUCAAAAGGCUGCGUUCCGUUCAGGGAGAGCAAGCUCACAAAGCUCUUCCAGUCUUUCUUCUGUGGCAAAGGAAAAGCCUCCAUGAUUGUGAACAUCAACCAGUGCGCCUCCACCUACGACGAGACCCUCCAUGUCAUGAAGUUCUCUGCUGUGGCCAAACAGGUGGUGCAGGUGAUGCCAGAGCGCGAUGGGAGGACUCUUCUGCGUCCCAGUGCAGACGUCCCAGUGACGGAGGGUUAUCUCCCUGAGGAGGAGCUGCUGGAUGAUGUCUUUCUGAUGCCACAAGAUGAACUUCGCAGUGUGGUUGAGAAUCUAAAGGCUCUGUUAUUGGCUGAACGUCGGAAAAAUCUAGUUCAGGAAAUGGAAAUUCGCAGCGAGAUGGGAGACGCCAUGAUGCAACAGAUCCUGGAGAGCGAAGAGCUGCGCAGCCGCCAGAUUGAAGAACUAAAGGAAAGCUACCAGGAGAAACUGGAGAACACUUUUGAGAUGUACAAAAAUGCUAUCAAAGAACAUGCGUAUCAGAGCGCCAUGAGGAACCUGGAGGAUGACUAUGUCCCUUUGGAUAAGUUCACAGCCGAACAGGAGAAGGUGGAGGAGCUGAAGCGUCAGCUGAAAAGUGUUACAGGACGAUCAUUUGAAACGACAGAUCAGUCGACUCAGACCAGUUCACCCAAAGAGACAGAAGCAGCAGAGGAGAGGUGCAAGAGGCUUUACAAGGAAAAGUCUGCUUUGGAAUCUAUAUGUGAGAGCAAACAAGAGUUGAUUUUGUCUUUGGAGAAGAGUCUCAAAGAUCUCACCGAGGGGCACCAAUGGCUCACGAAAAGCCUUACAGAAAAAUCCCGGGAGGCAGAAACGGUGAAGAGCAAAGCUGAAGACAUGUUCAAAUCUCUGGAGGAGGUCUUGCUGCAGAACAGUGAAAAGGACAAAGAAAUUGAGUUUCUUAGAGGAGAGCUGGAGAAGACCAUGAUCUCAAUCCCCAUGAAGCCCAAACGCAGCCUCUUCGCCAACAUCAAAGACUCCUGCUCUCCUCGCACCCUGAGGAACAAGCCUGCCAAAACCUGA